AUGGCCGAAGCAAGUGGAAGCAAUGGCAAGGGCAAGCUGGACGACCGUGUCGACCUGACGACGUCGAAGGAGGUGAAGGUGUUUCCCACGUUCGAGUCCAUGUCACUAAAGGAGAACCUUUUGCGUGGCAUCUACGCCUACGGCUACGAGACACCUUCGGCCGUGCAGUCCCGCGCCAUCGUGCAGGUAUGCAAGGGUCGCGACACGAUUGCACAGGCCCAGUCGGGCACAGGCAAGACGGCCACCUUCUCGAUCAGCAUGCUGCAGGUUAUCAACACGGCAUCGCGUGAAACACAGGCGCUGGUGCUAUCGCCGACGCGCGAGCUGGCAACACAGAUCCAGAGCGUGGUCAAGGCACUCGGCGACUACAUGAACGUGCAGUGUCACGCCUGCAUUGGCGGCACGAAUGUGGGCGAGGACAUCCGGAAACUGGACCAGGGCCAGCACAUUGUGUCGGGCACGCCCGGACGCGUAGCAGACAUGAUUCGACGGCGACAUCUGCGCACGCGCAACAUCAAGAUGCUGGUGCUCGACGAGGCGGACGAGCUGCUCAACCAGGGCUUCCGCGAGCAGAUCUACGAGGUGUACCGCUACCUACCGCCGGCCACACAGGUGGUGGUGGUGUCGGCAACGCUGCCACAGGACGUGCUCGAGAUGACGUACAAGUUCAUGACGGACCCGGUGCGCAUCCUUGUCAAGCGUGACGAGCUGACGCUCGAGGGGCUCAAACAGUACUUUAUCGCGGUGGAAAAGGAGGAAUGGAAAUUCGACACGCUCUGCGACCUGUACGACACGCUCACCAUCACGCAGGCCGUCAUCUUCUGCAACACACGGCGCAAGGUCGACUGGCUGACCGACAAGAUGCGCGAGUCCAACUUCACCGUCAGCAGCAUGCACGGCGACAUGCCGCAGAAGGAGCGGGACAGCAUCAUGCAGGACUUCCGUCAGUUCAACACGCGCGUGCUCAUCUCCACCGACGUGUGGGCACGAGGCAUUGACGUGCAGCAGGUCAGCCUGGUGAUCAACUACGACCUUCCUAGCAACCGGGAGAACUAUAUCCACCGCAUCGGACGGUCCGGCCGUUUUGGCCGGAAGGGUGUUGCCAUCAAUUUCGUCACCAACGAGGAUGUGCGGAUCCUCCGUGACAUUGAGCUGUACUAUUCCACGCAGAUCGACGAAAUGCCCAUGAACGUGGCCGAUAUCCUGUCGUGA
This is a messenger RNA of Grosmannia clavigera kw1407, 1212 nucleotides long. RefSeq names its product eukaryotic initiation factor 4a-12. Bases 1 to 1212 code for a protein of 403 amino acids. Lineage: Eukaryota; Fungi; Ascomycota; Sordariomycetes; Ophiostomatales; Ophiostomataceae. Gene Ontology annotation, cellular component: catalytic step 2 spliceosome; nucleolus. The transcript has 3 exons. Gene Ontology annotation, molecular function: ATP binding; mRNA binding; RNA helicase activity. The record is from RefSeq and is a predicted model, not a curated record.